This is a messenger RNA of Funneliformis caledonium, 468 nucleotides long. The record is from the annotation of a GenBank genome assembly. NCBI's taxonomy places the organism in Eukaryota, Fungi, Glomeromycota, Glomeromycetes, Glomerales, Glomeraceae.
AUGUCUAAAUUCACCAAAUUAGUCAUCUGCGCCAUUGUCGCCCUCCUCAUAAUUGGCACGGCUUUUGCUGGAGAAGCACGCCUUGUAGCUCGUCAAGACGAACCCUCCGCAACACCAUCAGGUGACGCAACACCAGAAAUCACCCCAGACGCAACACCAGACGCAACACCAGUUGCAACACCAGUUGACGGUAAAGCACCAACUGACGGAAAAGCACCAAAUCUUCCAUCAUCUCCAGCCCCCUCAGGCUCAGUCCCAAUCGCAUCAAAAAUUGCUGAUGCCUUUAGCUCUGCUACAGCCGGAGCAAGCACGUACCCACAACCAACCGGUGCACCAAAAUACCCAACUACCGGCUCCGGCUCCAGCUCUACCACCCCCGCCACAACUCCAAAGUCAGGUGCCGCCAAGAUCGAAAGUGGUUUAUUCAGUGUUGCCGCAAUCGCUUCCUUUGGUUUAUUCUUCUUGUAA